Molecule: messenger RNA, 966 nt
Organism: Physeter macrocephalus (sperm whale)
Lineage: Eukaryota; Metazoa; Chordata; Mammalia; Artiodactyla; Physeteridae
Source: RefSeq, a predicted model, not a curated record
AUGGCAUCAUUCCCUGGGGUAAUCAGUCAUCUACCUGGUUGCAGGUUGAUUACAUGGGACCACUUUCGUCAGGAAAGGUCAGUGCUUUGUUCUUACUGGGAUAGACACUCUGCAUACAGAUUUGCAUACAGCAUUGCUUCUGAUCAAGGAACUCAUCUCAAAGAAAAAUGAGUAUGGCAAUGGGGCCAUGCUCAUGGAAUUUACUUUUCCCAUGUUCACUAUCCUGAAGCAGCUGGCUUGAUAGAGUUAGGAUGCCAUUUGAAAACUAAGUUACCAUACCAGUUAGGUGGCAGUUCCUUGCAGAGCUGAGGCAAGGUUCUCUUGAGGACUGUAUAUGCUCUGAAUCAGCAUACAGUAUAUGAUGCUGUUUUUUCCAUAGUCAGGAUCCAUGGAUUCAGGAAUCAAGGGGUGGUGGGAGUGGCGCUACUGACCAUUACCUGUAGUAACCCACUAGCAAAAUUUUUGCUAUCUGUUCCUGUAACUUUAUGUUUUGCUGGCCUAGAGGUCUUCAGUCCAGAGGGAGGAAUGCUUCUACCAGGAGACACAAUGUUUCCAUUAAACUGGAAGUUAAGACCUGUCCACUGUGAACUCCUCAUGCCUCUGACUCAACAGGCAAAAAAGGGAGUUCUUGUGCUGGCUGGAGUGAUUGAUCCUGAUUAUCAAGGAGAACUUGGACUGCUUUUCUACAAUGGAGGUAAGGAAGAGUAUGUCUGGAAUAAAGGAAAUCCCUUAGGUUGUCUCAGUAUUACCAUGCCCUGUAAAUACGGUCAACUACAGCAACCCCAUCCAAGUAGGACUAAUGGCCUAGACCCUUCAGGAAUGAGUUGGAUCACCCUGCCAGGUAGUGAACCAUGACCAGCUGAGAUGCUUGGCGAAGGCGAAGAGAAUACAGAAUGUCUGGUAGAAGAAGGUAGCUGUAAAUAUCAGCUACAACCACAUGACCAGUUACAAAAAUGAGGACUGUAA